Messenger RNA from Cylicostephanus goldi, 513 nucleotides. NCBI's taxonomy places the organism in Eukaryota, Metazoa, Nematoda, Chromadorea, Rhabditida, Strongylidae. The record is from the annotation of a GenBank genome assembly.
GGUCUACUUGUAUUCGUGGCAGCUUGUUUCGCUACUAUUGUUUAUUUCACAUAUCCAAGCAGUACUCAUUACCAUUUCGUACCAAACCUUCUCUCCUACGACGAUUUAGCCGAGAGCAAUUUCGAGCUGCUGCGAUUGGCCAAACGAGUAGCCAACUACACCCUCGGAGGAACGAAUAUUUUUGCGUAUUCGAUCAUUUUCACCUACCUCUACUGUCGUCAUUCAUUAUCAUUCACCACUAAUGAGUCUCGCAUGACACUGCAGGUAGCGCUAUUUGUGACCAUCGAAUGCAUGUACUUCAUCUAUUGGGAAUUCUUCGAGAAGCGAGUAAUGUCGAUCCCAGGCUUGUUGGCCAGAAAUCUUAUCACUCUCGGGUUCUACAUCUCCAUAAUUCUUCCUUAUUUAUUGAUCAAUAAGCGAAUCCAGAAGCGAAUAUUCGAAAUACUUGGAAUGAAACAAAAGGCACGUUUGGUGAUGGGUUCACGUUCAGUCAUUAUUUGUAGAACUGUAUAA